UACACUCUUUUUUUAAAUACUUAAAGGGAAGAUCUCCACUGGGAGACAAUUUCGCAGCUCGCUACUUUACAAAAGAAAAUGCCUAGUGAAACGGACUGUGACACUUCGUAGUACACAUUGUAGACAACGCAUAGAGACGCAGAUGACCAGCCUAGCGAUGUGAGCAGUAUUCCAUGUGAUAUCGUACUUGAGCUUUGUAGAGCUCCACACGUUUUACCUCAGUGAAAUCUGCUUAAUAAAACAGUAGCUUAGCUAGCGUAGUUACAAAAGUCAGUGAAUCUCUGAGCCUACCUCAUAAGUUUUGAAAACAAACUACAAUGUUUUCAAAUCAAUGUUUAACUCGGUAGUUACACAGUUGAAUUAGAAUGGCAACCACUAUUUUUAUUUUCUUAUUGGAUUAUGUACCGGGUUUCGAAACUGCUUUUAAAUCGAGUCUCCAGAACUUAAAUGAGAAUAUUACCAUCGAUAUUUGUGAUUCACGUUUAUUGAAUGAAAUACUUAAAAUUCAAGAAUUUAAUAGCGUAUACAGAGAUUUACACCAUGAAAAUAUAUCACGAAAUUACAUUGAUAAAUUAAGUCCAUAUCAAGCUUUAUUUGAUAUGAAGAAUUCCGCCGAAGGCUACAAUUACCGGAUCGGUAUUUCAGCUUUGAAUAUUUUUCAUGAUAAAAUAGCACGAGAAUAUUUUCCCGCACAAGCGCCAUUUUUGGUUGCCAUAUUUGAAACCCUCUCAAAUAUUACCGCGCAAACAUGUAGUGGAGUGCUUUUAACCAAAAAUUGGGUCCUUACUGCAUCUACUUGUAUUAAUGUGCUGCCGUAUCUGUAUAGAAAUGGGUCGGCCACAGGUAGAAGUUACCAUACGGUUAUCGCGAAUUCGACCAACCCUCUAUCUGACGGUUCUGUACACAACGUGACAGACGUGGUCCUUUAUCCAAAAAAGCGCGUGCCCUUAGCAUUGAUGAGAAUUAACCCGAGCAUUGAAGUUAAACCACUGCAAUUGUAUAACAGUAACUUUAUGGAUAACUUACAAACUAUGGUCUACGGAUGGUCUAUUUACAAGAAUGAAAAUGGGAGUGAUGUCAUGAAAACUAGUAUUGUGGAAUCAACAGCCCGUAAAUGCGAUGCAAACCAUGCUAUUAAAGGAACACAUUCGUUGUUAUGUCUGAUCGCCAGAAAGCCUACAAAUGAAUACAAGAUGAAUUCCGGAGGUCCAGUGCUGGUAUUACGUCACAAGAAAGUGUAUCUCUUGGGUAUUGCACUAGUCGAUCGCAUCUCUUUCGUGGUACCUUUAAACCACUAUUAUGGUUGGAUCAAUUAUAUUUUAAAACAAUAUUGCAUUUUUUAUUUUAUUCGUUUAUGCCAGAAAUCUUUUAUCAUUACGUAUGUAUUUCUUACCAUAGAAUUUCCAAUAAAAUUCCUAUUGUAUAGUAACUUAAUAAUAACUAUUUAGCAAACCGUGAGGUGCGCAUAUAAAUAAUUUAAUAUCCGGUUAGUUUUUAUCUCUUAGAUUAGUAUUAAGAUGGAGGUUUGUUAAAUCCAAUACAUUUUUGACAUGCCAAUGUCAUACUUAGCGAUUCGUUUUAUCUAGAUUUGCCCUUAGUUACCUUAAGCUAUCGUUCCUUAAUUCCUCUUUAUAAACAUGUGCCUUGGUUAACCAUUAAGUACUGUAAUAAUAAUAAUAAUAGCCUUUAUUCAGAUACACUUAUUUGUUUAUUAAGAAC
Molecule: messenger RNA, 1719 nt
Organism: Pieris napi
Lineage: Eukaryota; Metazoa; Arthropoda; Insecta; Lepidoptera; Pieridae
Product: granzyme K-like
Exons: 5
Coding region: 366-1448 (360 amino acids)
Biological process (GO): proteolysis
Molecular function (GO): serine-type endopeptidase activity
Source: RefSeq, a predicted model, not a curated record